AUUCUAAUUGAUUUUCUUUUUAAGAUUUUGUGCCAGUGACAUAAUUUAAUAGUGCUGUGAUAAAGUAACCACAAAAGUUUAUUUUUAAUAGCAGUGUUUUGUAUUUUACAAUAGCAUGGCCUAAAUUGGAAUUCUUGAAAUUACAUGGUUUUGUUUCGAUUUGUGAAACGAAUAUAAACUGGAAAUAAAGGGGGAUAGUGUUGUGUGAUGAGAAGAUCUGGCUGUGGUCUUGCGUAACUCCGGUGCCCCGGCUAGCGGUUCCCCAGCGCGACCCCGCGCGGUGAUGUCGGCAUGGAGGCGGUGCUGCCGCUGGCGGUGGUGUGUGCGCUCGCGGUGAGCGUGGCCGGCGCGCCCAACGCCACCCGCCGGCGCGACGCGCUGCCCGACGAGCCCAUCCUGCCUGACGACGAUGACGAACUCGGACACCGCUUCGAUUACUACGAUGAAGAGCGCAUUAAUAUCUCAGAGAAGGGCAUGUACCUGGGGUCUCCGUGCGAGUUCACGUGCAACCCGAAGCUCAUCCACGUGUUCUGCGACCCCGCCACCAACACCUGCCAAUGUGACCCCAAGCAUGGCGUCGCGCUCGGGGUCGCCAAGGGCUGCGCUAAACCGAAGAAACUGGGCGAGCAGUGCUUCUACCGGCAGACAUGCCGCGCGUUCGACCCGCACGCCUCCUGCGUGCAAGUCAACCACAACGCGUACUGCCAGUGCGACCACGGCUACCAUAGCACCACGCACAACAGGCCCACGCAGAGGAUGUUCUGCACUGAAGACAUGGUGUUGCUGACGGCGGACAUGCCGACGCUGCUGGGCGUGGCGUCGGGCAUCUUCGUGCUGGCCGGUCUACUGUGCAUGGUGCUCCACCUCUACACACGCGCCAGGUUCCAUCCCACGCACCUCGCCGACGCAAGACUGACGCCACCCUGCUUGUACUCGCUUAAUGAUACAGGCGGCACACUGAGCGCGACCCGCGCGUCGUCGCGGGCGUCGUCCCGCAGCGGCUGCACCAGUGGCACCCUGGAACUGGAGUCGAAUGAGUCAAGGCGGACGUCGCGCCGCGGGGUCCCGGUGUCGGCGUCGCGGGCAGGUGCGGCGCGCGCCGCGGCCAUCUUGCUAAUCUCGCGCCACCUGAAGGCCGUAAGGCGGGACGGCGGCGCGCACCCGCCUAAGUGCGCCGCCAAAGGUUCGCGACGUCCAAGUAUAAGUUCUGUCCAGAGCAGUUCAUCUUCUAUAAGGAGUUACAGCGCUAAGAAAUGGGAGCGAGAUAGAGAGUUGAAGGAGAAGCGACAGAUGAGCAUUCGUCUCGCUCAGUUGCACGAUAAAAUGAAUGCGGGAAGAGAUCUACCGAAGCAUGCGCCCACGCCGUCUCCUCGCUCCCCUAAUAACUCCACAGAUGGACUGUUACCGUCUGUAUGUGAAAUUAGAGAACUGACCACGAAUCCAGAGCAGCAAAUGCAAGGAGUAGAUGGCCCUUGUUCGAGCUCGUCUCUUUACUGACAUCAGGCGCGACCCAAAGUGCGUCGCUCCUUCGACUCCCUAUCUUCGGACGGUUCCCCCGCAAUUGCUUGGAUGUAAAAAAAGUUGUGACUAAAAAAAAGUUCCAAAGGUUUUCAAAAUGUGAGUGACUAAUAAACAUUAUAAUACUUAUACAAUUUAUUUAAACAUUUGUGGCCAUCGAAAACAAUCUCCGAAGCUGUUGUGUGAUAACAAAUCGUGUCUUACAAGUCGGCAACCGCGAAACGUCGCAAGAACAAUUAAAAUAAGCUAGUCGUAAUAGUUAUACAUAUAUACGAGUAUUAUAGAAUUAGCACAACUCGCCAUAAAAAGUAUUAGGUAAAUGUAAAACCCCCAGAGAAACACCGUAUUACGUUAAAACAUGAAAUAAUAAUACAUAUAAGCAAUAGCCUAAUAUUAUGGACAAGGAAAACAGGAAUAAAAAAGUAAAUAUGAAUCUAUAAAUAAAUAUAACGUCAGAUCAAAUUAAUGGUAUUUUGUAUGAGCUUUCCGCUUCCAGCUUUUAGAAAAGAACAUCGCGUUGGAAGUAACUUAAAUGAAGAACUUAGCCUAAUAGGUACAUAAAAAAUAUCUAUUUCAGUUCACUUUUGUCUUUGAAAAUAAAUGUAGGUAAGUACUACUUACGUAAUACGUAGGUGAAAACUUAUACGAGUUAUGAUUUUAUACGAGUGUUUAUUCAAAUGUACUUAAUA
Pectinophora gossypiella (pink bollworm) is the source of this 2207-nucleotide messenger RNA. RefSeq lists its product as uncharacterized. The transcript has 8 exons. Bases 292 to 1497 code for a protein of 401 amino acids. The record is from RefSeq and is a predicted model, not a curated record. Lineage: Eukaryota; Metazoa; Arthropoda; Insecta; Lepidoptera; Gelechiidae.